Equus quagga is the source of this 2182-nucleotide messenger RNA. RefSeq names its product protein SET-like. Gene Ontology annotation, molecular function: histone binding; chromatin binding. NCBI's taxonomy places the organism in Eukaryota, Metazoa, Chordata, Mammalia, Perissodactyla, Equidae. The record is from RefSeq and is a predicted model, not a curated record. Gene Ontology annotation, cellular component: nucleus; chromatin. Gene Ontology annotation, biological process: nucleosome assembly.
UUGGCAACAGAUGUUAGCUCAGGUCCCAGUCUUUAAAAAGAAGCCCGCCCCCUGCCAUUCCCUCUCUUAACCUGAGUAGCUUUUUCCAAAAAGCUUACGUACUGCUGCACUACCCCCAAACUGGUGCAGCAUCAGAUAGUCCUUUGUUUUCAGUGCACAGUUUGGACUCCAACCUGCUGGGGAGCCUUAGCUCUCAUCUGUACAAACAAGGAAGCAGGGUACUACCUCCGUGCUCCAAGAAUGCUCUCACCCACCACUGCGCCACUCGGUGCUCUUCCUUUAGCACAUCCGUUUCCUUCUCCCAACCUCACCCACCCACCCUGCACGCACCAACUUCAACAAGCAUUAUUCACAAAGGAUCCUUGUGCCAGGUGCCAACAUUUAUCAUGGCAGACAGACCUUUUCUGCUCAGACAUCAAACAUGCACCUGAACUUUGGAACCCUGUCUCUGGUCUGGGCAGUGAGGGACAGAUGGCCUAAGGCAGUGCCUCUCAAGCUUGAGCGCAAAGGUUGAUACCUGGGGGCAGGGGUGAGGAGCCUCAAGUAACAAUGCAGACUCCGACUCGGGCGGUUCUGGUCAUUCCCAAGUUCCCAGGUGAUGGUGAUGGCCCAUGAGCACAAGGCUCCAAAGAACCAAAACGGUUCUAGGACUCACUUUUCAAAAACCACAUUCUGGAUUAGCUUAGUUGUAAACCUCACUUCCUAAAUUCCUAGUUCUAGUCCCUUCUCUUCCUCCAACAGGUCAUAUUUUUCAACAAAGAUGUUCCUCAUGUAAAAAACUGAAGGACCGUCUGUUCUCACCGCUUCUUCCAGAUACUGGCAUCUUCCUUUGGGUCUGACUCUUGGAUUUUCUUCACAGCAUGGCCCCCAAACGCCAGAAUUCGCUCCCGCCUCAAAUGAAGAAACCGAGACUGCCUCCCACCCCCAGGCCAGAAGAGACGUCGAAGACCUCUGUGAACUUGCCGCAAGGAGAAAAAGAACAGCAGGAAGCAAUUGAACAUAUUGAUGAAGUACAAAAUGAAAUAGACAGACUUAAUGAACAAGCCAGUGAGGAGAUUUUGAAAGUAGAACAGAAAUAUAACAAACUCCGCCAACCAUUUUUUCAGAAGAGGUCGGAAUUGAUCACCAAAAUCCCAAAUUUGGUAACAACAUUUGUCAACCAUCCACAAGUGUCUGCGUUGCUUGGGGAGGAGGAUGAAGAGGCACUGCAUUAUUUGACAAGAGUUGAAGUGACAGAAUUUGAAGAUAUUAAAUCAGGUUACAGAAUAGAUUUUUAUUUUGAUGAAAACCCUUACUUCGAAAAUAAAAUUCUCUCCAAAGAAUUUCAUCUGAAUGAGAAUGGUGAUCCGUCUUCAAAGUCCACUGAAAUCAAAUGGAAAUCUGGAAAGGAUUUGACGAAACGUUCAAGUCAAACACAGAAUAAAGCCAGCAGGAAGAGACAGCAUGAGGAACCAGAGAGCUUCUUUACCUGGUUUACUGACCAUUCUGAUGCAGGUGCAGAUGAGUUAGGAGAGGUUAUCAAAGGUGAUAUUUGGCCAAAUCCAUUACAGUACUAUUUGGUUCCUGACAUGGAUGAUGAGGAAGGGGAAGGAGAAGAUGAUGAUGACGAUGAUGACGAAGAAGGAUUAGAAGAUAUCGAUGAAGAAGGGGAUGAGGAUGAAGAUGAUGAUGAGGGGGAGGAGGGAGAGGAGGAUGAAGGAGAAGAUGGCUAAUGGAACACUGAUGGAUUCCACCCUUCCUUUUUUCAUUUUCUCCAGUCCCUGGGAGCAAGUUGCAAGUCUUUCCCCCCCCCCGUCUUGUGCUCAGUCGCCCUGUUUUUGAGGUCUCUUUUCUCUCCUUUAUACCAUGGUUCUCAACUUAUUUUGGGGGGAAAUACCUUGAGCAGAAUACAGUGGGAAAAGAAUCUCUACCCCUUUCUGUUCCAAAUUCAUUUUUAUCCCUUCCUGUCUCAACAAAAACUUUAUGGAAUCAACACCACCGUGCUCUGUGGGAAAAAAGAAAAACCUUCUGCUCCCUUAGCUCUGCUGGAAGCUGGAGGGUGCCAGGCCCCUGUGUAGUAGUGCAUAGAAUUCUAGCUUUUUUCCUCCUUUCUCUGUAUAUUGGGCUCAGAGAUUACACUGUGUCUCUAUGUGAAUAUGGACAGUUAGCAUUUACCAACAUGUAUCUGUCUACUUUCUCGUUU